Messenger RNA from Dermacentor silvarum, 1198 nucleotides. RefSeq names its product transmembrane protein 177. Bases 162 to 1121 code for a protein of 319 amino acids. The record is from RefSeq and is a predicted model, not a curated record. The transcript is spliced from 4 exons. Lineage: Eukaryota; Metazoa; Arthropoda; Arachnida; Ixodida; Ixodidae.
GCCAAAGUGCAGCCCGGUAACAAAGCCAAGUCAGGCCAAGCUCACCUUUGGCCAUGUGCGGUACGCCAGUUAGUUCGUUACUUUAAGAACUUUAGUGGGCCCACAAAACAAUAUCUUUCGGAGUUUCUUUGUUCACAAGAAGUGUGUACGCUUUCGGAGUCAUGGCUUCACGUUGGAUGCUUAGCGAGACGGGCAGACGAGCAGCUGGCAUAGCUGGUCUCACGGGUGGCUUCAUAGGGGCUUUGGUUGGCCUGCUUCCUCACACUCACCUGCUCGAGCAGUACAAAAGUAUAGUUCAAGCUUACAAGGAUGGCCAACCAAUGCAUUUGGAUCCUGUUGUGCAGAAAAGAGCAGAAGAGGUCCUGCGGUUGGUUGAUCUGGGUAAAAAGGAAAAGAAGUCCGUGCGCUUUUUUCCCGUGCCAAUUUUGGACACCUUCUUCGCCGGCAGCACAACGGCUAAUCAUGGCACAAUCAUUGGCCUGCCCCUUACUUUCAGCUACACAAGGAAGGAAGACGUGCAGACAAAGAGCCUGUUCAUUCACGGUUCCAAAGAGCCGGCCUGGGAGACUAGGGAAGGGGAGGCGCUCAAAAAAUCGCUUGUGCUCAGUGACAAGGCGCAGAAAUUUGUCAUCGCCCGAGAAAUUUACUGGGCAGACACUUACUAUGUCCAGUUACAGACAGCGGCACUUUCGUUUUCUGUCCUCAACUGUUACUUCAUGGGUCGGCUUGCCAAUGACAGGCUCCAUCUGCUGGUCCGUGCGCCUCGUGCCGUGCGAGUGUGCCUGUACGGCUUAAUAGUGGCACUAAAUGCGACUGUGUACAUUUGCUUCAAGGAUGCCAUGAGCCAGUUAUGGGACAGAAAAGCAGACAGGGAGGCAGCAGCCCUGGGAAGAGAUUUUGUGGAGGGUGGAAUUGAAUAUUACGAGAAACUUCUUCAGAGGAACAGGGCCUUGAGGGAAUUGCUGGGGGACGAGGGACGGAAGUGCUACACUUCGAAAGGAAACAUUAACAGGAUACUUCGAACUGACCAUAUCCCAAUCACACACAGAUUAGAUGUGUUAAAAAAUCGGCUGCAGGUGGACAGUAAAGAGGUGGAUAGUAUGAGUGAGUUCAGUGCCUGAUGUUUCGCCGAGCUGAACAUAAGACUGACUUGUGUUGUAGAGGUAUUGCUGAGUCAAUAAAAGACAUAGUGGAAAAA